GGAAAUUUGUGAGAUUUCAAACUUCAAGGUUACUCCUUUCCUAUGGCUUCGGACUUUUAUAUUUCUAACGUUAAGUUAGAAUAUCAGAAACUUAGAGAUAGAGUUGAAAAGCUUGAAAAAGAAAAAGAAAUGCUCAUGGCAGAACUCGGACACAGGGAACAAAAUUUUUGUGGGAAUAUACUUGCAUUUGUUGAGAGCUUGUUUUUGAAUACGAAAUACAGUGAUGUACUGUUCAAAACACCGAACGUUCUUGUCCCAGGGCACAGAUUUGUUCUCGAUGCUAGGGGAGGAGUUUGGAAUGUUUAUACAGAGGAUGGUGUAGAAUAUAUAAAUAUACAAGGUUAUCGUCAAAAUGUAUGCGAAGCUUUUAUUCUAUGGACUUAUAGAGGCAUAUUGGAAGAGUACGAAGCACAAUGUUUGUCCGAUUUAAUGACACUUGCACGAGAAUUUUGCUUGCCUUCCUUAUUUACCCAGUGCGAAAUCGCUUUAAUUCCUUUAGUGACAAGAGAAAACUGUUUGUCAUUGUAUUCGUCUUCGCAUAGAUUAAGAGCCACCCGGUUGUUAGACCAUUGCUUCUCGUUUAUGUCACGUGUUUGGCCUAAUUUUUCAGUGAAAGAAAUUUCUAAAGUUUCUGCCCCUGUCUUGCAAUCUUUUCUCGAGAAGUAUUCCAAGUUCCCUGUUCACUCAGCAAUUGACCUUGGAAGAGAUGACACAGUUUUAUCUUUGCUUAACGUUGAUCAUCCAAAGGCUAAACUCCUCGUAAAUCAACUGAAUGAAAAUGGUCUAUCACCGUUAUAUAUGGCCCUAAAGGAUGCAAAUUUCGAGCUUGCUGAGAAACUAAUUGGUCUAGGCGCAGAUAUAAACGCACUUAUUGGUCCUACUGACGAAAAGCAACCUGUUACUCAGUUUACGUUUAGAAAAAACCAUUAUGAAGCUGUCCAAUUUCUCUUGCUUCAUGGCUCCAAUUGUGAUUUCUGUGAUUCAAUCUCGUCUCGCACACUGCUUCAUAACAUUGCAGUAACCGACGCAAAGGAAAUGUCAGAAGCUGUGAUAAAUAUAGCAAAAACAUUAAUCCAACAAAGUGCUAAUAUUUCUUCCCAAGAUAUAGACGGAAAUUCACCGUUGCAUUUAUCUAUUUUGCACAAUAAUUCAAGUUUAUUUAAUUUGCUGAUCAAUCAUUCCAAGAAGCCUAAUUUAGAUUUACCCAAUAAUCAAGGAUUAUGUCCACUGUGGUUAGCGCUUGUUAGAAAGUUCAAUUUUCGUGAUCCGAGUGUUUAUGGAUUUAAAUCUAACUCAUUGACAAGUAAUUCAUAUGACUUCGCUAGUCAGUUGAUUGAAAAUGGUGCUAACGUGAAUUAUAGAUUCACUGAUGUUCAUUAUUCUGCAUUGAAUGUUAAAUCUUUGAAGAACCCACUUCCAGGUGACACUUUGCUUUUGGCUGCUUCACGAAUCGGAUGGGAAUCAGCUGCUUUAUUUCUUCUUGAUCACUCACAAUGUGAUCCUACUUUAAAAUCAUUUACUCAAGGAGAAACAGUUUUUCAUGUUGCCGUAGAAGCUGAACUGUCUAAUUUAUGCAAUUGCUUGAUUAUGCGGAACGACACUGACCCAAAUCGUUUACGGUUUUCCAAAGUUAAUAUAAUAACAUCAGACAGUGAGGAAAUCCUGUCACAAACUUCUUACGAAAGUACUUGUGUGAAAGAAACUAAUCAAAUGAACUUUACGAAGUCAUUAAAUCCUUUCGACGAUGACUAUGAAAGUAAUGAUUACUGCAAUCUCUUAUCUAACCCUAUGGAUAAUAUAUCAUGUCAAGUGAAUAGUUCACAUUUAUCCACUGACUCAGCAGUUAACGGUACUAUUAUUUCCACUCCAUCGGUAUUAGAUUCAUCAUCAUUGAGAGAAAUUAAAAGUGACCACAAGUCUACCCAACAAAUAUACUGCAGUCCUUUACAUCUUGCUGUACAACACAAAAUGUUUGGAAUACUCGAAUUUUAUCUUGAAAACAACGCUAAUGUUGAUUGGUUGCUAUUGAAUGAGUCUGAUGAUUCAGUCAUCAGCUUACUUUUGUGGUCGGAGCAGUUUCAGUUGGUCAAGAGAAUAUUAGAAUCUAUAUGUAAUCAAUCAAAGGAUACAUCAGCUAGUCAUGACUCUAAAUUCAAUGAAUCCGAUAACGUUAUUCAAUCAUUUCUAAAUAAAAUACCUACAAAAUGUAAUAAGCCAUCUUUAUUGAUUCAAUCCAUUGAACGUGACCAAUUCGAAGUUGUGAAAUUCUUGGUCGAACAUGAUGCUGAUAUUAAUGAGAACGAAACUGACUGUCAGUCAUAUAUUAACCCUUUAUGGACUGCAUUGAAAUUGAGAAGAUGGACAAUAGCUGAUUAUUUGGUGAAUCAUGGAGCUGAUGUUAAUUCAUGGGCACCGUUUAAUGGAACAAAUGCAAAAGUCACUCUACUACAUCGGGCAAUCCAUGAGAACAAUGAAGAGGCUGGUGUGUUUCUAGUGAAACGAAACUGUGAUGUCAAUGCGUUUGCACAGUUUGAUUAUUCAGUAGAUAAGAAAAAAUCAGAUCAUAUUAUACCAGAAUUAGCUCGAUCACCACUGCAUAUGGCCACUUUAAUUGGAAUGUAUGAACUUGUUCAAGUACUUAUCUCAAGUAAUCGUGUAUAUAUUAACCAACAGGAUUAUAAUGGUGAAACUGCCUUACAUUUGGCAAUCAGAUCAAAAAAUGAAAAACUUGCCAACCUAUUAAUUGAAGCACCUCAAAUAGACUAUACCGUGCGUGAUGCACAAGCAUACACCGUAUUUCAUGUAGCUGUGGAUUUACGUCAACGUGCAAUUGCACAAAGUCUUUUGAAAAAAGACCCUUCUUUAGCUUUACAAGUUGAUAGUUCAGGACGUAAUUUUCUACAUAUUGCAAUAGAAAAUUUCGAUCGUGAAGCUGUUUUUCUUCUUAUUCAAAUUGGAGUUGAUAUGAAUGCUUGUGUACGUGAUGCACAUCGUCUCACACCCUUCCAUUUAGCAAUUAAAACAGGCGUAGAUGAGGAUAUUUUACGUAGUUUGCUUCUUGCCGGUGCAUCUAUUAACUCACAAACACCACAAAAACAAUACGGUCUUCAUUUGGCUGUGAUUUACAAUAGACCGGAAUUAGUACAUUGUUUAUUAGAGAAUGGAGCUGACCCCAAUUCUCAAGAUUCUGAACGUAAUACACCAUUACAUCUAGCUGUUCGACAUGCUAGAGUAGAUUGUCUUGUAAAAAUGCUCAAUCAUUCCGCUACAAAUUGUUACUGUAUAAAUAUCAGAGGUCAAUUGCCGAUCCACUUGCUGGCUCAACAUCAAGGUCCAGUCAGUGUUGAAAUGCUUGAGUAUUUAUUAGAGGUAUCUGUUGCCAAUCAAAUCAAUGCCCAAGAUGCUGCUGGCAAUACUCCAUUAAUUCUCGCAUAUCAAGCAGGAAACAUAUCACUUUGUACCGCAUUACUUCAAGCCGGUGCAUCUUUAGGAAUUAUGAAUUCUGAAGGGGAUACUGUGUUUAGUCUAAAUAAAAAGAAAUGUAAAAGUUCAACUCCUGGACAUGUUCUUUCACAAUUACUAGAUUCACUUAUUCAAGAACCUCGAUGGGAAGAUGGUUCUGUUUGUGUUGAAUGCUGCGUGAAGUUUGGUAUAACUAACAGAAAACAUCACUGUCGCCACUGUGGACGUUUACUUUGUGCUCAAUGUUCAGCAUUCGAAAUACCAAUUGUAAAAUAUGAACUUUCUAAACCAGUUCGAGUAUGUGAGGUUUGUUUUAAUUUCCUGAAUAAUCCAUCCUAGUAUAUGCAUAUUACUGACGAUUAUGAUUUUUAGUCAUUCUCUCAUAGGCUCCAUUAUAUAUAUAUAUACUCUUCCUCAUGAUUUAUGACUUUCGAUUUCUUUCAUAUCAAGUUCUUCUUUGUUGAUUUCUUAUUUUUAUUUGGUAAUUUUAAACAAAGCUGAAUAUAUAUAUAUAUAUAUAUAUAUAUAUAUAUAUAUAUAUAUAUAUUGUGUCGUUAAGUGAUAGAAUGAUGAUGAUUUCUCUCAUUAUGAAUUAAUCACAAUUAAACUGACAGUUUGUUUACUUAAUGUAAUACAUGAUAUAUGCAAAUAAUUGUUUUCUUAAAAAUUCAUUUAUUUUGUUUAUUUCUGUUUUGAGUGUUGGUUUGUUGAUUGAAAACCUUCUUCUCGUUCUUUUGAUUCAAUUAGAAUUUUCUGUUAUUAAUUUAUUAUUAUUUUGUUCUUUAUGUUUAUGCUUUGUGUUAAACUUAUAUAAAAAAUAAAAUAAAAGAGAUUGUUCAUGAAAAUUUGAUCAACUUUUAUUGGGGGGGGGGAGAAUAAAAAUUUAUUGAUGAUUGAUAUUUUAUUGAAUUGUUAUCAUUAAAUAGUGAAUAAAGAAUCACUGAAUAGCUUUUUCAUUUUAAAUGGUGAUUUAUAGAAAUGAAUUAAAGAUGACAGGUCCAAUCCUUGCUUCAUCUAUUUUUGUUUGAUUUAGCCAAAUAGAGUAUCACUAACAUGGCUCGAAACCGAAUAUAUAAUGCUGUACCUUGUUAAAUGAAUUAAACUUACGUCAAUAUUAUCCAAAUUCAAUGAUUUUAAAUUUUACUGAAGUAAAAUGUAGAUUUAUACUAAACGGACGAAAAAUUUGUCAACAGGUCGGUCGUCAUUAUAUAUAUAUGUAUAUUGUAUGUUCAAAAAGUCGUUAUAUAAAUUUAACAAGCAUCUAACCAAGC
Molecule: messenger RNA, 4733 nt
Organism: Schistosoma haematobium
Lineage: Eukaryota; Metazoa; Platyhelminthes; Trematoda; Strigeidida; Schistosomatidae
Product: Ankyrin repeat and FYVE domain-containing protein 1
Exons: 22
Coding region: 43-3801 (1252 amino acids)
Molecular function (GO): protein binding; metal ion binding
Source: RefSeq, a predicted model, not a curated record